AUGUUCGGAGCAUGUGGUAAAGGGCUCCCUGGGCAGGGCGGAGUCCUCCUGGCCCCGGUUGCACCACGCAGCAGCGUUUUUCUCAUGGGAGGCACCUGCCAGCCCAGGGAGGUGCUGGUCAACGUCCACAAGGAGCCCCCACAGGGCUCAGGCCACUUCUUCAAGCCCUCCUGUGUGGCUCUGCAGCGAUGCGCCGGCUGCUGCAGUGACGAGGCCGUGCAGUGUUCCGCUGGGCAGAAGCGCACCGUCAGUCUGCAGAUCAUGCUGGUGAGCUCCAGCACACAGACCUCGCAGCUGGAAAAGGAGGACUUCACGGAGCAUGUGACGUGUGAAUGCAGGCCUCAGAACGUAAACAAGGCAAAGAGCGGGAAGAGGAGCCAAGGAAAAGGGCAGCCGAGAGCCAGGCUUCCCUUUGUCUGAGCAGCCUCUGACUCCAGCAGCCCUUCCAGGCUGCCCACUCCAUGGAGGGGGGGGGGGGGGCCCUGGUCUGCAGGGGCCGGCGGGGGGGGCCCUGGGGGGGGGGGAAGGGGGAGCAUCACCAACCUCUGGAGAAGUUGCUGCGUGUCCAUGUGUCUCCCCCACGUUUGCUGAACUACAAAGCACAUCACUCCCAGCAAGCAAGGCCAGAACUGAAGACCACCCCGUGAGGCUCCCUUUUCCAAAAACCCAGCAACAGAGCUUGAAUUUAUUUUUCUUACCUCUGAAAGCCAAGCUUGACCAGCCUUUGCCAUUCUCCGUCAGCUAGAAUGGCUUUCAAUACAAUUGUCCUGGUAAUGCUCAAUUUUUAAAAUUAGACUUUGAUCUCUCCCAGCCCCUCAUGAGGGGAAAACGUCCAGUUUCUUUUAAAGAAUGUGGAAUUGUGCCUUUUAGCCCUGGAUCUGCAGGAUUGUUAAAGAGCCUUGGAAUAAAAACGUAUAAACUGCA
Molecule: messenger RNA, 924 nt
Organism: Pseudonaja textilis
Lineage: Eukaryota; Metazoa; Chordata; Lepidosauria; Squamata; Elapidae
Source: RefSeq, a predicted model, not a curated record